This is a messenger RNA of Striga hermonthica, 2640 nucleotides long. The record is from the annotation of a GenBank genome assembly. NCBI's taxonomy places the organism in Eukaryota, Viridiplantae, Streptophyta, Magnoliopsida, Lamiales, Orobanchaceae.
AUGUCUAAGUACAGUCUGAACGGCAAUGGAAGAACUGAUGUGGUGAUGUUUUUGCGAAUCCAGCCUGUUGCAGUUCGUUUUGUUCGGGGAUGGAAAAUGGCAAUGGCAUCGCUGAGCAUGCCAAGGCAGACUACUCCACUGCCCGACCCCACAUCUCAAAAUAAAGAACGUGGCCCCAAGUCCGCCAUCAAUAGUCCACCAGCCAAUACAACCUCAUUACCUUCCCCUGCCCGUCCAGCCGGUCUUGGGGGCGCCUCCCCGCUACCAGAACCCACCUCCCGAGUUGUCCAGCACCCUCGGGUGAAUGGAGCUGUCUCCUCUGCGCAGAACCAGCUUGUCGAGGACUCCUCAAGUUCUGAGGCCGAGGAGUAUGACGAGACCCGUGAGAAGCUCCAGAUGAUCCGUAUCAAGUUCCUUCGUCUGGCCCACAGGCUUGGCCAAACCCCACACAAUGUUGUCGUGGCCCAGGUCUUGUACAGGCUGGGCCUGGCCGAGCAGCUGCAGGGACGGAGUGGAAGCCGCGUGGCCGCCUUCAGCUUUGAUCGUGCUAGCGCCAUGGCCGAGCAGCUUGAGGCUGCUGGACAGGAGCCUUUGGAUUUCACAUGUACCAUCAUGGUUCUCGGCAAAUCGGGUGUCGGCAAGAGCGCAACUAUAAAUUCAAUUUUCGAUGAGGCCAUGUUUGGCACCGAUGCUUUUCAGUUUGGCACGAAAAAAGUGCAGGAUAUUGUUGGGACCGUCCAGGGAAUACGGGUACGCGUAAUCGACACGCCUGGGCUUUUGCCAUCUUGGUCAGACCAGCGGCAGAACGAGAAAACCCUCCGUCAGGUCAAGAAGUUCAUCAAGAAAACGCCUCCUGACAUUGUGUUGUAUCUCGAUAGAUUGGAUAUGCAGAGUCGGGAUUUUGGCGACAUGCCACUCUUGAGGACCAUAACAGAAGCAUUUGGGGCAUCGAUUUGGUUCAACGCCAUAGUUGUUCUGACCCACGCUGCUUCGGCUCCGCCCGAAGGUCCCAAUGGUACAACCACGAGUUACGACAUGUUUGUGACUCAGAGGUCGCACGUCGUCCAGCAGGCUAUACGUCAGGCUGCUGGCGAUAUGCGGCUGAUGAACCCUGUGUCAUUGGUUGAGAACCACUCAGGUUGUAGGACCAACAGAGCUGGGCAGAGGGUUCUGCCGAAUGGCCAGGUCUGGAAGCCUCAUUUAUUGCUUCUGUCUUUCGCCUCGAAAAUUCUGGCCGAGGCAAAUACUUUGCUGAAAUUGCAAGAUACUCCCCCGGGAAGACCUUUCACCACCCGAUUAAGAUCGCCUCCUUUGCCGUUCCUUCUUUCAUCCCUACUCCAAUCAAGACCAGAAAUUAAACUUCCAUCUGAGCAGUUUGGUGAUGAAGAUGAUAAUGAUGCUAUCGAUGACGAUCUGGAUGAGUGUGUGGAGUCGGAUGAGGAAUCUGAGUACGAUGAGUUGCCUCCAUUCAAAACCUUGACCAAAGGUGAGCUGAACAAGCUCAGCAGAGCGCAAAGGAGGGCAUACUAUGACGAGCUUGAAUACAGAGAGAAGCUCUUCAUGAAGAAGCAGCUUAAAGAAGAGAGGCGAAGGCGGAGGAUGAUGAAAAAGCUGCAGGAGGCAGCUAAGGAUUUGCCUGCUGAGCAUGGCGAGAAUAAUGAUGAGGAAACUGCUGGUGCUUCGUCCGUACCCGUUCCCAUGCCGGACCUGGUUUUGCCCGCCUCAUUCGAUUCUGAUAAUCCAACUCAUCGGUACCGUUCACUCGAUUCUAAUACCUGGCUCGUGAGGGCUGUUUUGGAACCCAAUGGGUGGGACCAUGAUAUCGGGUAUGAUGGCAUAAACAUUGAGAAACUGUUCACAUUGAAGGAGAAAGUGCCGAUAUCAUUCUCGGGCCACAUUUCAAAGGAUAAAAAGGACACCAACCUUCAGAUGGAAAUCGCGAGCUCUGUAAAGCAUGGAAAAGGCAAAGCAACUUCUCUUGGGUUUGACAUGCAGUCGGUUGGCAAGGACUAUGCCUACACUUUACGAAGUGAGACUCAGUUUAGCAAUCACAGGAUAAAUAAGGCGGUUGCUGGUCUCUCGGCUACUGCUUUAGGAGAUGUUGUGACAGGCGGAGUGAAAUUAGAGGACAAACUAAUAAUCGGUAAAAAGGGGCAUGUUGUUAUUUCAGGAGGCGCGAUUUAUGGCCGUGGGGAGGUGGCGUAUGGUGGUAGUCUCGAAGCAACUUUUAAGGACAAGGAAAAUCCUUUGGGAAGGUUCUGCUCGACCUUAGGGAUUUCGGUCAUGGAUUGGCAUGGUGAUCCUGCUAUUGGUUGCAAUUCUCAGAUUCAGAUUCCUAUUGGGAGGUACACGAACUUGGGCAGCCGUCUUAAUAUUAACAACAGGGGUUCCGGGCAGUUUAGCGUCAAAAUCAAUAGUUCCGAGCAGCUGCAGAUUGUUUUGAUUGGCUUGAUCCCUUUGGUGAAGAAGUUAAUGGCCUUUUAUGUGAUCGUUGAACGACAAAGGUAUAGGCAGAAGACUAGGAUUAGAAAUCUGCAGGACAUUUGCAUUUUUCGCUCGAGCCCCAUAAGUCUUGAAUGCUCAGAUCAGAAGACAUCAUGUUCUUCGGUUGCUUUCCAUAACAAUGCUGUUGCUGUCUAG